Molecule: messenger RNA, 1893 nt
Organism: Fonsecaea multimorphosa CBS 102226
Lineage: Eukaryota; Fungi; Ascomycota; Eurotiomycetes; Chaetothyriales; Herpotrichiellaceae
Exons: 1
Source: RefSeq, a predicted model, not a curated record
GCCAAAAACGAAGCCUCUAGAGAGCGAGAUCUCGUCUCGAAGACUAACAACGACCUUGUGAAGGCGAAUAAGAAAGAGAGAGAAAAUCUCUCCACGGAGAGGGCUAACCGCCUGAAGUCUAAUGAUACUCUUGAGAAGUUGACGCUCGACAUCGAAAAGGAGAGGGCCGGCUUCGAAAAGGAGAGGGCUGGCUUCGAAAAGGAGAGGGCUGGCUUCGAAAAGGAGAGGGCUGGCUUCGAAAAGGCUCGUAACGACAUGAUUGCGGACUUCAAAAAGAGAGAGGAAGCGUCACGAGGAGAUUUCGGUCGUCAGUUAGAUGCCGUAAGGGAGGAGAGGAACACCAUUUCCGCGGAGAAUGACAGCCUUUCGACUACCAACGGGAUUCUGACAGUGAGCCUCGCGUCUCUGAGAAACGACUAUUCAACCCGUUUGGCCACGGCAAGGCAGGAGACAGACACCGCAUCAAAGCGACUCCUUGAGGUGAAAGAGCGACUCGAGGCUCUACAAGGAGACUAUGCUCGGGAACACGAUGCCACCGAGCAGGCCAAAAGGGAGAGAGAUGCCUUCUGCAAGACUAACGCAGAGUCAACCGAGAAAGUCAUGGCCCUACAGGCAGAGCUCAUUGCCAAGAAUGAAAGCAUCUCACAGAAAGAAAUGGACAUCGCGAAGCUGUCCAAGGAGGCCAAGUCCAGCAAAGAGGCCUUUGCCAAGGUUCAAGGGGAGAACACUCAUCUCCGAGAACAACAUGCGAGCUUGGAGGAGACACAUCGGGUCACGACCGAUAAGUUGCAGCAGGCCCAAGCGCGCAACAAAAGGCUGAAAGAUUCGCUCAAGAAAAAGUUUCGGUUUGAGAAGGAGCAAAAGCAGAAAGCACUACUGGCUGAUGAUGGUGGCAAGCUGGCCAAAGCAGUAGCCCAUCCCGGCGGCCCUAUGACUACGCCAUCAGCAUCGAGACACCCGGCACGGACUCACGCGGAGAAUGCUGAGCUCGAGGUCCAUCAAGCCACCGCCGCUCCGCGAGAGGAGAAUGAGGGCAUGGAGGCAGGGCGGACGCAAGCUGAUCGGGCUAGGGCUGAUAUGGCCACGGAGGUGGAAGAGCAACGCCAGCGGGACAUUUCCAUGGUCUCAUGCUCGACUACUCUUGUCAGGGAUGGGACCUCCGGUCCUCCCGCUGCCAGUGCCGAGGGGUUUCGCAACGUUUUACCGUCACUGGCGAGGUUAUUCCCCUUGUCGGAACAGGUACAAUCCCAACAACAUAUUCCACCCCCAUUGCCAAGCCGACCUCCCCAGACAGGAUAUAUCGCUGUUAAUAUCAAUAAUACCAACAACCAGACCCUCGUCGUCGAAACUCCACAGCCAAGCACCUCUCUCACGUCAGGCUUUGGCUCGGUGUAUAGACCCAUCAUCCCGGCACCUUUCACACAAACUCCACAUCCGAGCAUACUGGGAAAGAGAAAAGCCGGCCCUGCUGAUGACUUGAACAAUCCGCCUUCUGCUCCAAAUUCCAAGCAAGGUCGAAGAAUUACUGGCAAUCCGCUCCCUGAGAAUCCUGUCGUUGUUGAACAGCGUGCGUAUCAGGAACGGAGCGACUAUCCUCACGGCAACUACCCGCAGGGUAAUUACUCGCAGGGCAACUUCCCUCAGGGUAACUACUCGCAGGGUAAUUACUCGCAGGGGAACUACUCGCAGGCCAGCUACCCGCAGGCGAGCUAUCCACAGCCCAGCUAUCCACAGGGCAGCUAUCCGCAGGGCAGCUACCCGCAGGGCGACUCUCCGCACGGCGCAUGUUCACAAGUCAACUGUUCCUGUACACAGGUUGAUUACUACCCUGCUAAUCAUCCCCCCAGCGACUAUUACCAGGCCGAAGCUUACCGGUAUGAGCAGCGUUUCUGA